GGAUACAACAGCGGUGUAAAUGCAGUAUUAUGCCGUGUCUUAAAUAAUUGUCAACACAUAGUAUCGCCAUAGGUCUUGGUUACCGUAAUGUAGUGGGUGUUGGAGUACUAGGCUAUCAGCAUCUCGGACCGAUAUUCGACUGGAGUUUGAUGUUCUGCACAUGUAGGACAUGUGACUGUUACUGUUUCAGAGACAACGUGGUGUUCGGCUCGAGCAGGGGACCGUACGAGUAUGGAUCCAACGUGUUUUACCAAGACAAGGACGUGCUGCCCAGCUGUAGGCAGAGCAGUUUGGGACAAGGUGCACAAACCUCACUCCCCCAGGAUUACCCGUCUGAUCAGGGCAGGAACGGCUCGCAGGAACAGAAGGGGAACAUUCAGAUCUUCCCGUGGAUGCAGCGGAUGAACUCUCAUAGCGGAGUUGGAUACGGUUCUGACAGACGAAGAGGCCGCCAAAUUUACUCCCGGUACCAAACUCUAGAACUCGAAAAGGAAUUCCAUUUCAACCGCUACUUGACGAGACGCAGACGUAUCGAAAUCGCCAAUGCACUCUGUCUCACCGAACGUCAGAUAAAAAUCUGGUUCCAGAAUCGCCGGAUGAAAUGGAAAAAGGAAAGCAAUCUAACUUCGACUCUCACCGAAAGUGUUUCGGCAGGGGUGAGUCAAGACACGGGUAAAGAGGACACAGAAGAGGCGACAGAAGAGAAGAAAGAAUGAACGACUUCCUAACUUACUAUAUGCAUCAAUCCGCCGUUCUGUGAGGAAAACUUAACUACCUAUCAAGUAGCCUACCUAUCAACUAUUGUUUGGCACAAUAAAGAAACUAGUGUAUUAAUAUGUGGCUGCGUUAAAUGCAAUGUGGACGCUACAUAUCUUCAGACAUCAAUGUUUGCCUUUUUCAUUUCUUUCUGUAUUGGAUAUGAACAUUUCACCGUGACCACAUCAUUUCAUUCCUUACUUGACAUUCCCUUAUAUACCCAAACUGUGUGUAACGCGAAGACAUUCAUCAUUAAAUGUUCUUAAAUGCUGUUUGACAGCAAUGAAAAACAGUGGUUCUCAGAUGUCUAUACACCCAUGAUGUUGGCAAUAUGUUUUACAAAAGUAAUUGUCAUAAGAUAUGAAGGAAGGUAUAAGCGUUACAUCCGCUUGAGUAACCCAUUUAUGUUUUUUCUUCUUCGUUUUGCUGUUUUGUUGUGCGAAAAAAACUAUGCUGAAUAAUAACGACUCACACUACCUAAAUUGUUGAUAUGUUUGUAAAUAUAUGUAUAUCUAUAUUACACGCCUUAGUCCUGUGAGAGCAUUCGUCCGCAUCCCGCACCUUCUUUGUAUUAGCUAGCCUACUUUAUUUAUGUUUAGAUAUGUACCAGUAGGCUAGCCUACAUUGAGUAUGUGGUCAAAUCAUAACUGGCCGAUGUGGCUUGAAUUGUAGUGUUAGUUGAAAAUCCAAAAUAAAACAAUAACAGUGAUGAAGGCUAUGAAAUUCACCUCAAGUCAUAUUUAAUAAAACUGUUAA
This is a messenger RNA of Salmo salar (Atlantic salmon), 1512 nucleotides long. Lineage: Eukaryota; Metazoa; Chordata; Actinopteri; Salmoniformes; Salmonidae. The record is from RefSeq and is a predicted model, not a curated record.